Molecule: messenger RNA, 1580 nt
Organism: Rubroshorea leprosula
Lineage: Eukaryota; Viridiplantae; Streptophyta; Magnoliopsida; Malvales; Dipterocarpaceae
Source: the annotation of a GenBank genome assembly
AAACCUUUCUCUGAACCCCACAAGACGAUGCAACACGUCCGAUCUAUCCUCCGCCACCGCACCACCACCGCGCUCCACCACCACAACCGGUUAGCCCACUACACGGCCGCAAAACGCCCAAAGCCACCCGCCCCACCAACUCCGCCGAAACCCCCCAAAAAGCCUCAGUCUUUCACCUUCCACGACGUUACCUGGGAGGAUCCCUACUCAUGGAUGUCCUCCCUUCACGACAAGGUCGCUAUGCGCCACAUGGAUAUGUACAUGGAGCAGGAAGAGAAGUACACAGAAGCUGUCCUUUCAGACACCGAUCGCCUCCAAGCCAAGUUACAGUCCGAGAUGGCCUCUCGCUUGAACUUUGACCUUACCACCCCUCCCCUACGCUGGGGCCCCUGGUUGUAUUAUAGAAGAGUAGAAGAGGGGAAGCAGUAUCCAGUGCUAUGCCGGAGAUUGGCGAGUUUGAAUGAGGAGUUCAUUUCGCAUAAGUCUCCAGAUGCCGGUUUUGAUUUUACGUCGGGGAAGCGGAUUGAGCAAAAGCUGCUUGAUUACAAUCAAGAAGCUGAGAGGUUUGGAGGCUAUGCAUAUGAAGAGUUGUCGGAGAUAUCACCAGAUCAUAAGUUUCUUGCAUACACCAUGUACGAUAAGGACAAUGACCACUUCAAGUUAUCAGUUAGGAACUUGAAUUCUGGUGCAUUGUGCAGCAAGCCUCAAGCUGAUCGUGUUUCAAAUUUGGCAUGGGCCAAGAAUGGGCAGUCACUGAUUUAUGUUGUUACUAAUCAAAAAAAGAGACCUUAUAGAAUAUACUGUAGCAUGAUUGGGUCAACUAAUGAAGAUGUCUUGCUUCAUGAAGAACAAGAUGAAAAUGUGUACUUGAACAUAAGAAACACAAAGGAUUUCCAGUUUGUGACUGUAAAUGCAUUUUCGCCUACUUCUUCAAAGGUCUUUCUGAUAAAUGCAGCUGAUCCUUUGUCUGGCAUGACAUUAGUUUGGGAGUGUGAAGGUAUCUCUCACUGUAUAGUUGAACAUCAUCAAGGAUACCUCUAUCUAUUUACAGAUGCAGCAAAGGAUGGACAAUUGGUUGAUAGCCAUUAUCUUCUUUGCAGUCCUGUUGUUGCUUCUUCCAAUCCAAGAAUCUGGGAGUGUGUAUUUGUAGAUGAUCAAGACUUGAUAAUAGAGGAUGUUGAUUUCAGCAACUCACACCUAGCAAUUAUCACAAGGGAAGGUCGAAAAUUUGGAAUCUGCUCUGUUGCUCUGCCAUUGCCUGUUGGGAGGGGAGCAGUUGGUCUGAGAGAGCUUCAUCAUCAUUUCCUUCCUCUCCCAAAAUAUGUUUGUAAAAUUGCACCUGGACCAAAUUAUGACUUCUACUCCUCAACCAUGCGAUUUACGAUAUCAUCUCCAGUGGUAUGCCAGUGAUUACCGUAUGAAUGUUGUUUCUGCUCUGCACCUUAAGCAGUAUGUCAUUAUAUCUUUUAUGACUCUUGGAUAUGGGUAGCAGUUUUGUCUAUUUGAAUAUUGGUUACAUGUUGUUGGAGGCUUUGAUAGAGGGGGGAUGCUUUAUGCUGUAAUAAAUGUCUCUGAUCUGU